AUGGCUUUCACAAUCAACACCGAAGGCGCCAGGCUGCGCACCCCGAAAGGCCAGCAACACCAGAACGGCUCCGCGAAGGCGCCCUCACCGACGUCUCCCACAUCGUCCGCCAACGAACACCCUAUGGGCGCUCCCAAACAUGGCCCAGGCAUGCAGGCACUGCGCAUCGUCUGCUUUGGCAUUUACUUCUUCGGAUCUGGAAUCUUCAUCCACUUCGCGCAGCUGCUCGGCAGCCCGCUGUACUUCGUCAGCAAAGACUGGUUCUACGCCUACAUGGCGCUCACGAAGCAGUACUUUGGCCUGCUCGUGACGACCAUGACGCAGUGGUGGAGUCCGACGGUCGUACGGAUCAGUGGGGACAAGAGCAUGAAAGGUCUGAUCAAGCUGAAAGACAACGGAGGAGGGAAUGGGAUGCUUGAGGUCGACUUUGGCGAAAGAGUGGUCUUGAUGUCAAAUCACCAGAUCUACACGGAUUGGCUGUACCUCUGGUGGAUCGCAUACACGAGCACGCCUCCUAUGCAUGGACACCUGUACAUCAUACUGAAGGAGAGCUUGAAGUGGGUACCUCUGAUCGGACCGGCGAUGCAGUUCUACAGCUUCAUCUUCAUGGCGCGGAAGUGGUCGAAAGACCAACAGCGACUACGGUAUCGGUUACAAAAGCUCAACUCGCGACAUAGCGGGCCCUUGUCUGGAACCCAAGGAGGUGUCCAACUCGAUCCAAUGUGGCUCCUCAUCUUCCCAGAAGGCACGAAUCUCAGCGCCAACACGCGCAAGUCGUCGGCCAAGUUCGCUGAGAAGAGCUCGAUACCCGACAUGAAGCACCAGAUCCUGCCCCGAAGCACCGGUCUGCAGUUCUGCUUGCAAGAGCUGAAAGACACAGUGCCGUACCUCUACGACUGCACCAUCGCGUACGAAGGCAUCCCACCAGGCGACUACGGCCAAGACGUCUUCACCCUCCGCUCAGUGUACUUCCAAGGCCGUCCGCCAAAAUCCGUAAACAUGCACUGGCGCCGCUUCGCCAUCAAAGACAUCCCCUUCAAUGACCACGACGCGAUGUACGAGUGGAUCUUACAACGAUGGCGGGAGAAGGACGAGCUCAUAGGAGAGUUCAUGCGCACCGGCAAAUUCCCUGCUGAUGCCGAAGGCGUUACUGAUGAAGGCGGGAAGGAGGAGCAACGGUACAUAAACACAGAGGUCAAGCCUAGGAGUCCCUUGGAGUUUCUGGCCAUGUUCACGCCGGUUCUGGGUGCGGCGUUGGUUGGCAGGGUUUCGGUGCAGAUGGUUGAUAGACUUACUGGGAAAUAA
Messenger RNA from Saxophila tyrrhenica, 1305 nucleotides. RefSeq lists its product as uncharacterized. Gene Ontology annotation, cellular component: endomembrane system; endoplasmic reticulum. Gene Ontology annotation, molecular function: acyltransferase activity. NCBI's taxonomy places the organism in Eukaryota, Fungi, Ascomycota, Dothideomycetes, Mycosphaerellales, Extremaceae. The transcript has a single exon. Bases 1 to 1305 code for a protein of 434 amino acids. Gene Ontology annotation, biological process: phosphatidylinositol acyl-chain remodeling. The record is from RefSeq and is a predicted model, not a curated record.